CUCACAUUCAAGAGAGAAACCCGGCAAGUGGCAAGCCUCGCCCCUGAAGUGAGGAUCCUAUAUUCUUUCUUCCUCUUCAUCUGAAAUUUAAACUCGGCUGAAGAAGCACCAACAUCUAAAUUUAGUAGCUAUGGCCGAACAAACCGAAUCCCAAAAGGUCCAGGAAACCCUAAACCCCAAUGCAAAUGACAAAAACCUCAACUCUGAGGAAGCCACCUUAGAAUCCGACUCCGGCGCCUUGGGUGGCACAGAAUCAACCGUCACUAAUCACAAUGCGGCUGAAACUUCGGCUUCGGCUUCUGACGUCGAUUGUGAAAGGUCCCUGGAGCAUGCGGACGAGUUGUUGCAGCAGGGAUACAAGGCAAUGAAAGAGAACGAUUUCAGCGAGGCAGCUGAAAACUUUAGCCGUGCUCUUGAGAUCAGAGUUGCCAAGUUUGGUGAACUUGCUCCUGAAUGUGUCCACACUUACUACAAAUACGGGUGUGCGCUACUAUACAAGGCCCAGGAGGAAGCUGACCCCUUGGCUGAUGUUCCCAAGAAGGAGGGUGAAUCUCAAGAAGGCUCCACUAAAGAUGGGUCUGUUAAGAAUUCUGCAGCUGAAUCUUCCACAACAUCUAUUUCAAGCAAUGCUGAGCAGGAUGUGAAUUCAAAUAACCAGGAUGCAGCAUUAGAUGAUGCAGCGUCGACAAAGGAGGACCAAGAAGAUGACAAGGAUAGUGAUGAUGAGGACUUGGCUGAAGGUGAUGAAGAUGAGUCUGACCUGGAUUUGGCCUGGAAAAUGCUUGAUAUUGCAAGAGCCAUUGGUGAAAAGCACUCUAGCAAUACUUUGGAACAUGUGGACAUAUUGUCAGCAUUAGCAGAUGUUGCACUGGAAAGAGAGGAUUUUGAAACAUCUCUCAGUGAUUACAAGAAGGCAUUGUCUAUCCUAGAGCAGCUGGUUGAACCAGACAAUAGAAAAAUUGCUGACUUAAAUUUCCGUAUAUGUUUGUGUCUGGAGGUUAAUUCUAAGCCUCAAGAAGCGAUGUCAUAUUGCCAGAAGGCUGUGUCUGUCUGCAAGGAACGAAUAUACCGCCUCGCAAAUGAAGUCAAGAGUCUCCCAGAAUCUGAUAAUUCAAUUGCAGAUAAACAAGCAGAGAUUGACACACUCACAGGUCUCUCAAGUGAGUUGGAACGGAAGCUUGAAGAUCUGCAACAGCUGAUUUCGAACCCAAAAUCAAUUCUCUCUGAGAUUCUUGGAUUAGCAGCUGCCAAGGUAGGUGCAGGGAGGGCACCAUCAUCUUCAGGAGUAAGUUCUUCACAAAUGGCUACUGCUAAUAGCAGUGGAGGUUUUGACUCUCCAACUGUUUCCACUGGUCAUUCAAAUGGAUCUACUGGAGUCACGCAUCUUGGUGUGGUAGGAAGAGGGGUUAAGCGAACUUCGAGUGCCAGCAUGACAGAAGCAAACCCAAUGAAGAAACCAUCGCUAGAAUCAUCCAGUGAUAACAAUGAUGGACGGACCUCUUGAUCUAUUUAGGUCUUAGGGCUAAUAUGCGGAGAUUUUAUUUGGAAGGUACUUAAAAAUCAUGGAGGCUUUCUGAAUUAAUGGAGAGAUAAAUCAUGACAAGCUGCAUAAUUGACUUCUUAUCGGAGAUUAGUACCAUUCCAUUAUUUCCCUCCUUAGAAUGGAUUAUACAUGCAUCUAAAUGAUCAAUCAUUUGUGCUUAUCUCUUGUAGUGUAAUUGUGGAUUGUUUUCAAGUAUGUUGAACAACUUAGAUUCGAUAUGCAUAUGAACCAUCAUGCAUUUGUUAUCUGUCA
Molecule: messenger RNA, 1795 nt
Organism: Neltuma alba
Lineage: Eukaryota; Viridiplantae; Streptophyta; Magnoliopsida; Fabales; Fabaceae
Product: nuclear autoantigenic sperm protein
Exons: 6
Coding region: 131-1504 (457 amino acids)
Biological process (GO): CENP-A containing chromatin assembly; DNA replication-dependent chromatin assembly
Cellular component (GO): nucleoplasm
Molecular function (GO): histone binding
Source: RefSeq, a predicted model, not a curated record